Messenger RNA from Arthroderma uncinatum, 3921 nucleotides. Its product is annotated as TKL protein kinase. Gene Ontology annotation, biological process: protein phosphorylation. Gene Ontology annotation, molecular function: ATP binding; protein kinase activity. The coding region runs from base 1 to 3921 and encodes 1306 amino acids. The record is from RefSeq and is a predicted model, not a curated record. The transcript has a single exon. NCBI's taxonomy places the organism in Eukaryota, Fungi, Ascomycota, Eurotiomycetes, Onygenales, Arthrodermataceae.
AUGGCCAUCUCAAUUGCCGACGCAUCAGGCCCAUUCUUGUGCCCAUUCUUCCUCAUGCCUGACCUCAAGACCGCUCCGCCGGUCAGACACAGCUUGUUCCACCGCCUCGGACUUCGCAGCUGGCUGGGGAGGGACGGCGAAGGCAUCGGUUCUCACUCGCAGUUCGUUGCCCGUGAAUUGAGCCGCCAGCGUCUGGCAGGCCUGCCUCGUCCCAACGAGAAGGCUAUGCACGACGAUGACGAUAUCAACAGCGUGGCGUCUGUCGCGAACAGUGACCAGUUCGCUGCUUCGCUCCCACAGCCGAGCCCGUCCAACGUUAGCAUCGGCUUGCCCAGGGCGCCCACCUUCAAGAGACAGAAUUCUGAACGCCGAGACCAUCUGACUCCCUCAGAGUCCGGCCUGGGCCAUAGGCGUGCGUACUCUGCUGACCGGCAGGGAGACCUUGGUCCAUGUCGAACCAACUCUCCUCUCCCGCCGUACUCCCCGCGGCUGUCCGUACCGGAUCUGCCUGCGGACGACCAUAUAUCGAACCUGGCAUCGCCAACAUUAAUCAACGAAGAACCCUCCGCGAUCCAGGGGGAACCGGGACUGGAACUGGAACGUGAACGUGAACCCCAACCCCAAACUGACCUCGCCUCGGAAUAUGGAGCUCCAUCUGAGGAUACAAUCGAUAACGACCUAGAGGCCGAACUAGACAAAAAAUGGAUCCUAAACCUUAGCAUGCGGUUUCGGGACAAAUCUGACCGUGAGAAGUUCUUCAUCACGUAUGCAGAGGCUCCGAACCGAUGGCGAAAGGUUACCGUUUCCUGUGAUUACCGCAAUGCCGAGCCCGAAUCGCUCGAAUCGGACUUGAAAAAACUUCAAUAUCAUCGAGAGAAAAACUCGCAUAUAUACGAAUCAAUCCGCGAGUCGAUCGAUGAGAUUCAGUUCUAUGACACCGUCACCAACCUUAAGCUGGAGACUCGUGAUGGCCGACUUCACGUACACGUUACCGAGGACAUUAACGAGGUCAUCAUCUUUCCGCCAAUUUCAAGCGUUGAAUACCUCAAUCCUCUGUUCAUCCCCGAAAGCGAGCUAGACUUUGACUCCCAUCUAUCCGGUUUUGUUUAUCGCGUCAAGUACCACGGAAAGGACUACGUGAAGAAGGAAAUCACGGGCCCAGACACUGUCGAAGAAUUUUUAUAUGAGAUCAACGCCCUCCACGCCCUCCUAGAGUCUAACAACGUCAUCAACUUUAGAGCUAUCGUCGUAGACGACACUAGAACAUUGGUUAAAGGUCUUUUGAUAGACUAUGCUGAACAGGGUGCCUUGGCUGAUUUGUUUUAUGACUUCAAAGGCGAGCUUUCUUGGCAACGGAGAGAACGUUGGGCGAAACAGAUCAUCAAAGGCCUUGGAGAUAUUCAUGAGGCCGGUUUCGUUCAGGGCGAUUUCACCGUAUCCAACGUUGUCGUGGAUGAACAUGACAAUGCAAAGAUCAUUGAUAUCAACCGCCGGGGAUGCCCGAUUGGAUGGGAACCACCGGAGUUUACCAAAAAGUUGGAAAGUAAACAGCGGAUAUCAAUGUAUAUCGGUGUGAAAUCUGACCUGUACCAACUUGGAAUGACUCUUUGGGGCCUCGCCAUGGAAGAGGAUGAACCGGGGAGGCAACCCCGUCCUCUUCUUAUUCCGGAAGAUAUGAAGAUUCCCGCCUAUUUCAGAAGGAUUGUUGACAUCUGCAUGAGUGAAAGACCGCAGGGCCGCCUAUCCGCGAAGGACCUGCUCGCCCUGUUUGAUGACGAGGGAGAGGAAGACCUUCCCAUGCUAGGAGCUGAGGUUCCUCGAUAUGCUCCAACCCACGGCUCCAACGGUGUGUACCGCGGGAACGGCCAUGUCAACUACAAUUACCAACUGAAUCCCAUGUACAUGGACCAGCAUGCUAAGGAUAUUCACUUCGCCAGCCUGCCCACCUCCUUCUCCAAUAUGGACGACCGUCUUCGCUACCAACCACUCGGAAUGGAACCUGUGAUCAUGGCCCCCUCGAGAAAUAGUCCUGAUUUCCACUGUAUGAAUAACAAUUUACAAACUGCCCACCAUCAUCAUGGCGAGCAUGGAAUUCCUGUAUCCCCGAACGGUCUUGACCAGAACGGGCAAUUUUUCCCCGCAAAUCACUGGGGAAAUGGACAAGGUCCCAUCCCGUACUAUAAUCCUGGAUUCGUUCGACCUGCCUUAGCCUCACACAAUGCUACCAUGGGGCUAUCUGAAAUGGAACUAUUAGAUCGCCAGGAUAGAGAAACGGAAUUCGAUCCUCGAUUUGAUGAUCUAGGUCCCACGGAGCUCACAGGACAUUCCAGGGGUGGCUACCCCGUCGAUGAAAGCUAUGUUUCUGAAAUACAAGAUCACAUGGAACCCAACCCGCCAUAUUUCAUGCACGACCGUUACCUUGCACCCGAUCAACCAGACACUCCUCUUGAUUCCAUCCCCACUUCCGAAGAAUUUGGCCAAUUGCAACAUGAAUACAUUCACGAAAACAGCGUCGAUAAAACUGUCGAAGCCAGUCCGGAAACCCAGACAUAUCAUCAAGGGGCAGAUGAAUCCCCUGAAUAUAUACUUGACUCCGCGGACCUUUCGAACUCUCGCCUACCUAUCAACCCGGGUUUCAUAGAAACCCCUGACCCCAACCUACCUGACCCCGUGGAACACGACCAUCAACUUACCUCCUCGCCUAAAGAGUCACUUCAACCAUCUAUUCCUCCCGAUAACCUUCUCAUAUCCGCCUUGCCGAUCAACCCUCGAUACGAUGAACCUGAGUCCAAAGUUAUGCACUUGAAUAAGUAUGCCGAUGACGAUCUCCUGUCUUCUCAGUUGCCAAUUAAUCCGGCUUAUAUCGACCCUAUAGAUCGUGAACUACCCCCACACGAACAAGUCAACGACGCGGUUCUACCUAUCAGCAGAGCUUCUACGACACCUCAACCCUUACUCCCGACCCACGAUGACCUUCUCGAGUCCACCCUACCGAUUAACCCGCGCCACAAGGGGCAAGAACCCGAAAGUUACCGGCGCUUGAAUACAUACCCUGAUUCUGAUACUGAUCUACUAUUGUCAAAUUUGCCAAUUAAUCCGAGGUUUAUCGAACCCGCGAUUCCUAACUCAAGCACCAAUUCUAGACAAGUCAGUCUCGAAACCACGGUGCUCAGGCCCCUUACCUCGCCUGAUUAUCCAUGCUCCACGCCCGACGACUUCGACCUCCUUACCUCUGUAUUGCCGAUUAACCCACGCAACAGUACGCAGGAACUCAGUGGAAAUGGGACCACUGAAACACGCUCGGAUGAUGGCCAAUUGUUGCCAAUUUUGCCUAUCCAGCCUACCAAAUUACCUCGUGCUCAGUCCGACUCUCCGUUAACCCACAACGACCUGUUCACAUCUACUCUACCAAUUAACCCUCGCCAUAAGGGAGAUGAUGUCAGACAACUAAAGAACCCGAAUCCUGUUUUGGAUAAUGAUGAACUGUUAUCACCAGAGUCACCAGGUAUUUCAACGCCACCGCUCGAGGUGCCCUUGAUAUCUUCCAACUUAUCUCCUCCGCCUCCAGAUGACCUUUUACUGUCUGGUCUACCGAUUAACCCCCGGUACAGAAAUCAGCCACUUGAGUGCCCCGCCGCGCCGAAGGUGAACUCAGUGGAUAUCGAUCUUCUGUCAUCGAAGCUACCAAUUAACCCCCGGUACAGAGAUCAGCAACUCGAGUGCCCCGCCGUACCAAAGAUGAACGCGGCGGAUAGCGAUCUUCUAUCGUCGAAGUUACCCAUUAACCCCGCCUUCAUUCAUCCACCAUCUUCACGCGAGGAGAUAAACGGUUCCUCGAAAAUAGACACUGUUCUAAUCAGUACUUCCUGCGCCGAACUAUUUAUGUCGGUGCUACCCAUAAACCCCGCCUCCAGCACAUGA